CCUCGGUCUCCCGUCUUUUGUCCACUCCGCGGCGGGCGCGCUGGUUCGUGAAGCUGCCCGUCCACCAUGCUGCGCGCGCGGUCUCCAUGAAAACUCUCCAUGAUAACAAGGAGGAGGAGGAGGAGGAGGCGGGGUCCGGCGGCCGCGCCAUGGAGGACAAGGAGAAGGAGCUGAAGGCGGCGCGGCUGUGCAGGGACGCCGCCCUCCGCUCCAGGAAGCUGCGGCGCGACCUGCGCCAGCUCACGCUGAGCUCCGAGGACAACCGCAUCGUCCUCCCGGAGGACAUCGCCGAGGUGGAGGCGCUCAACCUGGGCAACAACUCGCUGCAGGAGCUGCCGGACGGGCUGGGCUCCAGCCUCAACAAUCUGCGCGUCCUGGUGCUGCGCAGGAACAAGUUCUCCUUCGUCCCCCAGGUGGUGUUGGAGCUGGUGCGGCUGGUGGAGCUCGACAUGAGCCACAACUGCCUGCGCAGCCUCCCCGAGGAGCUGGGCCGGCUGCCGGCGCUGAAGAAGCUCUGCGUCAGCCACAACAAGAUCCAGAGUCUGCCGGCUCAGAUCGGAGCGCUGCAGUCCCUGGAGGAGCUGGACCUCAGCUUCAACGAGCUGCACCGCCUCCCCGCCUCCUUCUCCGGCCUCGCCAAGCUGCGGACCCUGGACGCGGAUCACAACAAGCUGAACCGGUUCCCCCCCGAGAUCCUGGCCCUCGGCGAGCUGGAGGAGCUGGACUGCUCCGGCAACAAGUUCGAGGCGUUGCCGGCGGACGUGAUGAAGCUGCGCUCCAUCAAGAUCCUGUGGCUCAGCAGCCUCCACCUGUCCUCGCUGCCCGACACCUUCUGCCUCCUGCUGCACCUGGAGAGCCUGAUGCUGGACGGCAACGAGCUGUCGGCGCUGCCCGCGGCGUUCGGCCGCAUGCAGAGACUCAAGAUGCUCAACCUGUCCUCCAACGAGUUUGAGGACUUCCCCCAGGUGAUCUUGAGCAUCGCGGGGCUGGAGGAGAUCUACCUGAGCCGGAACAAGCUGACGCAGCUCCCGGAGGACGUGGGCCGGCUGGGGCAGCUGGCCAACCUGUGGCUGGACAACAACAACAUCACCUACCUGCCCGACUCCAUCGUGGAGCUGCACCGGCUGGAGGAGCUGGUCCUCCAGGGGAACCAGAUCGCCAUUCUUCCAGAUGACUUUGGGAAUCUGUCCAAAGUGAACAUCUGGAAGGUGAAGGACAACCCCCUGAUCCAGCCUCCCUACGAGGUCUGCAUGAAGGGGAUCCCCUACAUCGCGGCCUACCAGAAGGAGCUGGCUCAGGUGCAGCUCGCCGUGAAGCCGCGCCUCAAACUGGUCUUGAUGGGGAUGACCAACGCCGGGAAAACCCUGCUGAGGCGGAGCGUGGCGAGCCUGCAGCGGGACCUCCGGGGCGCCCCGGGGAACAAAGGGGUGGAGGUCACGGACUGGGUGGCGGACGCCGAGCGCUGCCUCACCUUCCUGGUGUUUGAUUUGUCGGGGAAGCCAAAGUACGAGCUCAUCAACCCCUUCCUCCUGUCGCCCGGCGCGCUCUACAUCCUCGCCGUGAACCUUCGGACCUACUCGCCCGAGGACUUCUACGCCCACGUGGGGUACUUCCUCCACCUGCUCGGUGCCAAAGUGCCCCGCGCGGUGGUGUGCCUGGUGGGGACGCACGCCGACCUGUGCGGGGAGGCGGAGCUGGAGGAGAAGGGGCUGGACAUCCACAGGCAGAUCGGCCUGCAGGAGAAGAGCGACGUCCUGGCCCUGAGGAGCCGGGCCCUGCAGGUGGACCAGGCGCUGGAGCAGGGCUUCCACCUGCGCUCCUCCAGCCCCCACCUCCUCUUCUACGGCGUCUCCGACAGGAACCUGAGGCGCAGGAAGUCGCAGCUGCAGUACCUGCUGAACCACCGGCUGCAGGUCUUGUCCCCGGUGCUCAGCGUCAGCUGCACGGAGACCCAGAGGAACAUCCAGCGGCUGCGGGAGAAGCUGAUGUCCGUGGCCGAGCAGCGGGACAUCUUCCCCAACCUGCAGCGCGUGCUGCCGCGCUCCUGGCAGCUGCUGGAGGAGCUGCACUUCAAGCACCAAGACCUGUGGCUGUCGUGGUGGGACUCGGCCCGCCUGGGCCUGCAGGCCGGGCUCACCGAGGACCGCCUGCAGAGCGCCCUGACCUACCUGCACGAGAGCGGCAAGCUGCUCUACUUCGAGGACAGCCCCCUCCUGAAGGAGUACGUGUUCCACAACCUGCCGCGCUUCACCGCCAUCUUGAACGUGUUCUUCCAGGGGGACGAGUCCUCGCUGCUGGCCCGGCUGCUGGCCGAGGGGCGGCGGGGGGACAGGGGCCGGGUGAGCCUGGUGGUGGAGGACGAGAAGGGCGAGCCCCUGAAGGUGAGCCACCUGCAGCACCACCUGGAGGGCUUCCUCCAACACGGCCUGCUGCCCUCCAACGUCAUCCGCCUGCUGCUGCGCCCGCUCAUCCAGACGCAGCAGGACCUCCACCUGAUCAUGGAGCUGCUGGAGAAGAUGGGCGUCUGCUACUGCGUCAACAAGCCGCGCGGCCGGCCGCUGAACGGAGCCACGGCCUGGUACAAGUUCCCCAGCUACGUCAGCGGCGAGCCGCCGCGGGCGGAGGCCUCCGCGCUGCCGGCGUGCCCCGUGUUCUCCGUGGAGCAGCUGCACAUCCAGUACAGCUUCCCGCUGCUGUUCCCCCCCGGGCUGUUCGCCCGCCUCAGCGUGCAGAUCAACCGCCACGUGGUGCAGCGGGCGGACGGCCGGCGCCAGAUCCUGGCCCACCGCGGCAAAGUGCCCGUGGUCAUCAGCCACCGGGCGGCGCGCGGCGCGCUGCAGCCGGCCACGCUGUCCAUCGCCAGCCACGCCUCGCUGCCCAACAUGUGGACCGCCUGGCAGGCCGUCACGCCGCUGGUGGAGGAGCUCGACCUGCUGCUGCGGGAGUGGCCCGGCCUGCUGUACUCCGCCCACAUCCUGUGCCCCAAGUGCCUGAAGAGAGGCUCGGCCCGGCCGCACGGCUUCCCAGGUGAGCUGCUGAGCCAGCCGAGGCCUGAAGGUCUGACCGAGAUCAUCUGUCCUCAGAACGGGUCUGAGCGGGUGGACGUGGUCCUGGUCUACCCCCCCACCCCCACCGUGGUCAGCCCCUGUCUCAAAUGCUAAGUUACACAGCUGCAGCUCCACGGAGGAGAGAAAGAAGAGGAGGAGGAGGAAGAGGAGGUGAAGAAGAUCAGCCUGAGAUGACCUUUGACCUUGAGGAGCUUCAGUCUUUGAUCGUCUGGAUGUUUUUCACUGAGCGUGUAAAUAAUAUCUUUAUUUUUGUAAACAAAAGAACAAACAACAAUCAAGAGGCUUUAGAGCCGUGUGCAGACUAUCCUGGAGGAGCCCCCCCCCCCCCGACAGAGGAGCCCCCUACAGCUCGUUGUUGUUGUUGGCUGCUUGUUUUUCUUCCUGGACCUAAAUGUUUGUUUGUUUUAAUAAAGUUUAUUAUGAGAUCAAACUGAA
Molecule: messenger RNA, 3503 nt
Organism: Pseudoliparis swirei
Lineage: Eukaryota; Metazoa; Chordata; Actinopteri; Perciformes; Liparidae
Gene: mfhas1
Product: multifunctional ROCO family signaling regulator 1
Exons: 3
Coding region: 87-3161 (1024 amino acids)
Molecular function (GO): protein binding
Source: RefSeq, a predicted model, not a curated record